Messenger RNA from Cloeon dipterum, 2346 nucleotides. RefSeq lists its product as uncharacterized. The record is from RefSeq and is a predicted model, not a curated record. NCBI's taxonomy places the organism in Eukaryota, Metazoa, Arthropoda, Insecta, Ephemeroptera, Baetidae. The transcript has 5 exons. Bases 411 to 1790 code for a protein of 459 amino acids.
GAUGCUCUACGCAAGUCUGCAAGAAGCGUUAUUAAAAAAUUAAUUUCAGCUCCAAGUUUUGUUGACGAACCGGAGAACUAGUUUUGAAACAAGCGAACACUUUGUACGACAAAACGUCGGCAAAUUGCCAAGUUAUAUUUUAUUCUACGCGUACGCUACUAUACGGGUUCGUUGUUCGUCGUGCGGUGGAGCGAAGAGAGGCAGCAACCCGCGCUUCGAGAGCAAGGAUUGGCGCAGGCGCAUUGGUGUAUCAAUGUCGGCCGUGCCUCGUCGAUAUUUUCGCCAAAUUACGCUUCGCAGUUUCAUUGAAAAUCUGCCGAAUCGACCGAGAUCAGCGGAUAAAAGUGCGGAAAGGUCGAUUGGAAGUGUUACGCCUUCAGGAUCGAAGACUAGUCCAGUGACGCGAGGCAAUGGAGGAAGAAAAUCGAGAGAAAGAGGCGAGUUUAAUCUUGCACUCGAUGCUGACCACGAGGCGAGAGCAGCAGCUUCAGCCUCAGGUUGUGCCCUUGGAAUGCGAGGCCUCCAGCAGCACCAACGACCAGCAACUGGCAGCAAUGGCUGGGGCUGAAGACGAGGACGACGACGUCAACGUCAUGGAGACAGAUGACGAUGAUUUCGUCGUGUCUGCCGCUAAGGAUACUGAGAGCGACGACGAGAGAAAAGAACAAGCCAAGAUUAAUAGCAAAAAAGGACUGAGAAAGAAAAGGAAAAUUUCUGACUACGUCGCCCAGGGCAUCGAUCCUACUAAGCUGGAAGACAAUGUCGACGAGGUUGUGAGCAGAUUCAAUCUUGGCUGCGAGUGCGUCGAGUCGAACUGCUUUAAAAACCUGAACGCCGAGCUGGUCUACAAGCACAGACUGAACAUCGCAGAACUGACCAAAGCCGAGCAAGACAUGUACCUAAUGGGCGUCACGAUGGCCAGUCUCACAAACCCUGAGACGACGGCCAAGCUGAAGGAGCGCCAGAGACUCAGGGCGCAGUACGUUUACCAGGGACGGAAGGUGUGUUUGGACGCCUUUCUUUACUUGGAGAACUGCACCCACUACCAGCUGAAGAGGAUCAGGAAGCACGUGAUGACGCAUGGAGUUGUGCCAAGAACCCAUGGAAAUUUAGGUAAAAAACCACACAACACUUUCUCCCUGGAAAUCUACCGGCACGCAAACGAUUUUAUUGAGAGUUACAUUGAGCCGUAUUCAAUACAAACAAACACUCAAAGCAAGUCAAAGAAUGCAAAAAAGAAAAUCACCAUCACCCUACCUCAGAGGAUCACCAGGAAAACUUUGCAUAACGAGUACAAGGAGUACUGCGAAAAGCUGAGCACCAACUCGAAGACGAUGGGUUACUCUUCCUUCCGGCACUUUAUCAGCGAGCAAUUCCCCAACAUCCGUUUUGUAAAGAACGACGUGGGCGUGCCAAAGCCUGCUAACCUGGAGUUGUACGAGCCGAAAGUGAUCGAGACCGAGGAGCAACCUCAGCAUCCACCGCCACACCCAAGCAGCAUGCCGGCCCCUGAGCCGGCCCAAAAGGAGCUGCGGCAGGAGGAGACCCUGGUGCUGCCGCAGGUGUCGACAGCCCAGCUGCUGGGCACGCAGCAGGCGGUGGCUCACCCGACCAUCAUCAUGGACGGCGGCACCAACACCACCUUCACGACGCCCGCCGGCAACACCUAUGUCAUCACGCAGGUGCUGCCCACCAGCUUCUGCCAGGUGCCGGCCACCUUCCAGACAGUCAGUAUCGCUGCUGACAGCCAGACCGUUCAGCCGACCACCUUCACCUUCACAACUACUUAAAUGUGUAGAUUGAAAAUGAAAAUUAAUCAGCAGCAAGCUACCUCAACACCUCAAGCGAAAUAUUUCAGAUUGAUAGAGAAUCAGACCAAGCCUUUUUACUUUUAAAAAAAGAAUUGACCAAAGCUAAAAUAUAGAAUAUAGCCUAGAUAAUCUUGGUUCCAAAUUUGUGUUUGUUUUUAUUUACUGUCUAUUGAGAUUCAAGAUUCUGAAUUUCCCUUGAUGAGCAGAUUCCAUUUAGAAUCACAACCAAAGUGGAUAUUUUCAUGAAAUUUUUAAAAAUUUAUCCUCUGUUGUAGUAAUCUGUUCCAAAGACAGGAAAUUGAUAAUGAACUGCUAGUAAAUGUAUAUAAUAGUUGUAGGUAAAUUUUUGCAUUGGCUUUUGUUUAUUGGUUAAUGCAACUUAUCUGUGAGUUAAAUAAGAUUGAAUUCUGUGACUUAAACAUUUGAAUCAGUACAUGCAGGCACAGCUUCCAAAGAUGUUUGUACUUCUAACUGUCCCUUAUACUUUAAAUGAUCUCUAUUUUUGUAAAAAUUGGUACAAAUAAAAAGUUCAGAA